UUUAUGAGGAUAAAAUUGAGAGAAACUCUGCUUAUUGUCCAUUUCUUCUGCAAACUGUGAUUUAUAAACUGUCCGCAGGGUACCCAAUCACAGAGGAGAGCUGGUAGGACAUCUGGUGUUGGAGAAUGUGAUGUAACACACUGUGCCUGUUAUUGUUAGAGGAAAGCUAAGGGGGAUGACAUAACAUUACAAGGAGGGGGAUCUGUCAGACUACAUUAGCAUCACAGACAGCAGACUGGCCUGACUGUGUACUGAGACACAGUAAUAAGGAGGACUUACAGCUUUGUAGCAGCUUACAAAUCUUACCAGCACUAGGAGAGUGUGAAUCUUAACAUUAUAUCGGUGCAUAUUAAAAACUCUUUAUUCAUCUUCGAAUGUUGGAGCCUGGAUAAGUGUAUACUGUUGAUUCAGCAAAUGAGAGGAAGAUUGAUGACUUUUAGUAAUUGGUUGUGUAUUGUUGAGGUGAAAGAAGGAACUGUGUAUUAAUUAGGGUGGUACUAGUCAGUGUAUGUGUGUGACAUGUUUGUAGUGUUAUACUCGACCAGGCAAAUCGUGAUGGGUGACGGAGAUUGAGGAAAUUCCACCUGGUAUGUUGGACUGUUCUAUUCCUGUUUGUAAGGCUAGCUUUUAUCCUUGCUUCAGGUCAUGAUUCAUGUAUUGGAGUUUUAUCUUUGAGGGAAGUGUGUGUUAAAAAACAACUUUGAUUUCUAAUUGACACACACUGUAAGUGAUUAGUUUCAGGGGGAAAUAGGAAAAAAAGUUUUUUGGGGAAAUAUAGAGCUACAGAAAUUAUCUAGUCUUAAUCAGGUAUUUUUAGACUUGCUUCAGGAUCCAUUAAAUUUAGCAUCUUCUGUUGAUAUGCUGGUGAGAUAGGGAAUCAGUAGUCAGUGAUUGGUGUUACAAGCCUCCAAAGCUUUGUAUUUAAUCUAUCCCCAGAGAUAAAAUCCCCCCUUCCCAACAGGAGAGCUCUGAAGCAAGUGUUAUGAUGUGCUCAUUCAGCUCAACUUCAGUGGAUGUCUCAGGCACUGUGAGGCAUGGAAGAUAGUAGAGAAUCAUUCCUUCCAUUCCGUAAGAAAACCAAUAAGCUGAAUAGAUCCAAGCGCAUUAGUGCGGCCAGGAAUUUUCUGCAGUCAGAGAUAUUCAAACUCAAUUUUCAAGAUAUCGCUUCAUCACCAAAGUUUAGACCUCUGAGGCAUGGAUUCAUUGAUGAAGAUGACUUUGAGGAUUUUAAGCAGGAUUUGUUAGAUUUCCGUGUGUUAAAACAAGAAUUACGAGAGGGAAGCAGUCCGGAGUGUCAGCGGAGAACCAGACAAGCCACGGCCGAAUCACGAAGGAGUCGACUCAGUACAGACCAGUUAAUGGAAUUCUUCAACAGUGAUGAAAACUUCCAGGAGUUUGAGAGAGUGUUUGAGACUUUUAAAAGUAAAAGAUUCUCGAAUAGUGCGGACAAGCUUCGACUGUCCCUGAACAGGUUCGGGGACGAGGACAGUGAUAGCAGCGAUGACGACGACAAAACCAUCGUGUUAGAUGAUGAGUUAUUUAUAGGUGACAUUGAAGAUGACCCAGAGGAAGAUAUGUUUACCGAGUUUUUUGACAAUGAUGCAAGUUUUCUGGAGUUUGAGAGGGAGUUUCAGACGUUUAAGGUAAAACGAAGAUCUCGUGUGAUUGAUAGGAUUAACAGACAGUCUGGCUGUGACAUUGUGUCAGAACUACAAGCCCUCUGUGAUAGAGACCCUACAAAGAAAUACGAUGCCAUGCUGGAAGCUGGUGAACACAGACUUUGGAACUCAGGUGGAGAAUGGGACUAUAUAUUCAGUCAUCUGAACAAAAAGAGGUCCACGUCAGCCUCGAACAUAUCAGGGAAUUAUGGGAGUUGUUCAAGUCUUAACACAGUUCAUACAUACUCCGAAUGUGAUACUGGAUUUUAUUCUGCGGACCCUAGUAAUGUGAACAGUAUUCAGAAUACUGUGGAAUAUAAAAGCAAUGUACUAAGUUGUUCAGGUUCACAAAGUGAUAUUUCAGGUUGUGUACAAUGUUGCUCAGAACCAAGUGAUGUGAACAAUGUACCAAAGUGUUCAUGUUCAGAACCAAGUGCUCAAAUUUCUAGUCAUGAUUGUCAUUUUACAAGCCACCAGAAGUGUGCCCAGUUAGUGCGUCUUCCGUGUAAACACUCCCCCGACGGACUUCCUCUAGACGACUCCUCCCAGGAAGUGGAGGGACUUCCCAGUGUCUCCGACGUUAACCUGAGCGCCAGCAGCGAGGCUACCUCGGAGGCCGCUAAUGAGAAGGACGAGACAGACAGUGGCUACAGAUCAGGGACAAUCCCCGACGACAAGUUACCACGGAAACCAAGCCAGGCCACUCUAAACAGGGAGGAGUUAAAGAAGAAAUUAGAGGAAUACAAUACACUGGUGCCAGGGGCAGACUUCAAACUACAUACAGAGAAGGGUGAAACUUUCCAGGGUUUUGUGAAAGUGACCUUGAACCUUGUACGACCUAUCUGUAUGUCUCUGGGGGCACGACCCCCUUCUGUCUACGAACUCCUGACCAAUGAGCACAUCGUAGAACAGAACACCCAGACUAUUUCGUUCUACAUGCCCCGUGACACAGUCAAGUCUAUUCAUAUAACCAGUGAUGAAACUACAAAGGACGUGAUCUCCAUGUUGUUGAAAAAGUUCCAUAUUUUAGACAAUCCCAGAAAAUUUGCCUUGUAUGAGCAAGAGCUGAAUGAGAAAGGCAAAAUAGCCAAGCUUCGUCGGAUCCAGGAGACGGAAUUCCCGCUCCACGUAUCAUUACUCUGGGACUCGGACCGAAUAGACAGAACACGUUUUGUUUUACAGGAAAACGAAAAUGGUGAAAUUGAUUGGGAGGCCUUCAGUUUACCCGAGCUAAGUAACUUCCUUCGAGUGUUAGACAGGGAAGAACAAGAGUACCUAACAGAACUCAAACACAAGUAUAAAUUCAUGAAGAAGAUUGUCCAGCAAAGACUCAAAGAACUCCGAAUCGAGAAACACCAAGCUGCUGGCAGCAAAAGGGACUCGUACAUCCGUCCUGCCGGGGCUGAUCACCCGCUGGCCCAGUCUUCAUGAUUUGUACAUACGGUUGUGAUGCCUCCAAAGAGGAUGUGGUGCUCUUGUCAUGUGAUAUAAAAUUGUCCAAUCAGGGAGCCUCAUUACAUUAUGUGCAGAACUGAAUCAAUCAAAAUGAGGCUUUCUAACUCAUUGGAUUCAAUUUCUUUCGUACCUCGGGUGUUGAUAUGAUGUGGACAUUAUGUCAGUGUAGUGCCUAAAUGUGUAAAUGUUCAUUCCCAAUCUGGAGAUGAAAAGUCCAAAAAAAUAAUCACUGUGAUGUUUAUUUUACUAUUUUGUGUUUGAAACUGGCUUGGAGACAAUUGAUUCCCAUCUGUAAAUGGCUGUCAGGGCCAUUAUUUAUGUAUAGUGUUUAUAUUAUAUAUAAGAUGUAGAUUAUAAUAGGCAUGCAUCAGAGACUAGUCAUGCUGAAAAAAAAAUAUAAAACAUUGUUAAAUUUGAAGUAUACUCAUCAUUGUAUAGAUCAACUAUAAGUGCUGUCUCCAUUUCUCUGUAGGUGAUUUUUUUUAGGGCAACAUGGAUUUAAUUCAUUGUUUUAGAGCUAUACCUAUUCUUCUGGUAGAAGCCCUAUCCUGCAUUAUCAUUCAGUAUUACAUGUACAUGUAACAUUAAAUGCAUGGAGGUGCCAAUGGAAUCUAUUAUCAAUUUGUAGCUGGCGAAAAAAAAAAUAGAAGGGCUAUGAAUUAACCCCCAAAAUGUCUCUAUUUAGCUAAAAAUAUAGAUCAAUACAAAACCGACAGAUUCAAAUUGGCCACAAAUUUUGGGACACUACUCAGUGUGUAACUUGGUUAAAUGAUAUUAAGAGAUAUUAAUUAAGAGUAGAUAUUAAUGUUUUAUUUUUUAUAAUUAUCAAACUGGGUUUAUAAUUCUGUCUUGCACAAUCAAAUAUGUAUAAUAUGUAAGUUGGCAGCUCUGUGUUUUACUGCAAAUUUAUUGCGUCACUUAAAGAUCAUGCCUAUGUGAUAUUUUUCUCUGGAAAAAAUUAUAUGUACACCUUAUGUAAACUUCACAUAAUAUCAUCCAAAUGCCUUUCAAGUGAUUUUUGCCACCACGCAUUCAACAUUUACAUCCUAUAUUCAAAUUUUAAAAGAAUUAAAAAAGGUGGACUUCAAAUAUAUCUGUCAACUUAAUCACAUGAAUAGUAUAGCAGCAAAAAUAUUUGGCAUAAUAUUGGAUGCAGAUCAAAUCUGUGUCAACCCUAGCUGUGUUCCAGGUGCAUGUGAUGCCAAAGUUCUCAGUAACUAUAUACCUAUACCAAACCCAUCUAUUAGCAGGAGUAGAUAUAUGUCUUAGGAUAGGAUGUCAAGGGAAAAUUCAGUAAAUGAAAAAUGUGUCCACAAAUACUUACUGGUAGAAAAAGACCCCCCUUGUAAUAUUGCAACAUCUUGUUGACACAAAACACUAUGCUUCAAUAUAAUUAAAUGAUAUGGCUUUGGAAUUGCAUAGCGUAAAAAAUAUACGGAUAAAAUAGAUUUAUUUAUUAUUUGUACAGCAGAUGUUUCCCUAAUUGAAAGUGCCUUCUCUCCACUCAGAACAUGUAUAUUGUCAAUAUACUAAUAUAAACUGUUAAAAAAAAGGUACAGAAUACAUUAACAGCAAUAUAGUUCAAAUUUAAGCAGAUUCAUCAUUCUGAUACUUUUUAUAAAUAUAUAUAUAAAAAUUGCAAAUAUGUUUACUGGAUCACCAUUUGAAUUUUUUUACUAUCUGUCUGGUAAAUAGCAAAUGGCUGCCAUUUUUCAUGGCAACCAGCUAGGGGGUGAAAAUAUGCUGAAAUCAGCUGAUGUAUAAACGAGCCAUUGGAGUUUUGUUUAUAUAGGACACAGGAGAAGGGAGCCUGUUUACAUUCCCUUCUGAACAGGUGUCCUCGAAUUAAGAAGAAAAUUUCUAGAUGCCAGACAGAUAAUGAAAAAUGAAAUCAGUCAGAAAUUCCUCAUACCCCAAGGUCCUUUUUUUUGAUAGAAAACAUCUUGAUAUUCUACUUUCAGCUGUGUUUAAGUACACUGUCACUGUGUUAUUUUGACCAUUGGAUGCUACUCUGCAUCCACAUGUUUUAUGCAGCACCUAUAGGUAAAUACACUACACUUUCAGUAGAAUAUAGUUUGCAUAACAUUCCCGGUACAAUAAACAUACUUGAACUGUAUGUCGACCAUGUCCUGCCUAUUCAUGCUAGCUAGUAUAUGACUUCCAUCAAAGAAACACCAUAUAGAAGUAUUCUACAUUUAUAGUACAUUUGUAUAUGAGUAAUGUAUAUAUAUAUUGAAAAAAAUUAUUUGAGUGCCAGUGUAAAAUUCUAAAUAGAAUUGCAUUUAUUAUUGUAUUUAUUGUCAUUUACUCAUGAUUUGCAUCGUUUGUGGUCAAUAUCUACCAUUUUUACGAAUUUCAAAAUUCAUGUUUUUUUCCCUCAUUGGAACAUGUACAGAUGUUAUCACACAACACAACAUUUUCAGGUUUUGAUUUUUUAUUUGGGUCGGGGUUUGAUUUUGUAUUUGGGUUGGUGAGGUGGAUUUAGCUAGGUCUUUUUCUUGAUCUUUAUGAGAGAAAAAAUAUGUGUAUCAUCAUAUUAUAGUCAUCUAUAUCUAUUAGGCUAGCAUAUUAGUGAUCAUACAUAUAAGCAGAAGAUGUGAAUAUAUUAAAAUUUGUUUCUGCAAAUGCUGUAAAGUACACAGCAUUGACCUUUGAUCUCUAAGUAAUUGAAUGAUUCUUUAAUUGAAAAAAUGGCUCAUAUAUUUAUUAUGGAAUGACUGAUUAAUUAUCACUUUAAUUUGGCACCUUACAUUUUUGUUUUGGUGUGCAGUGUUUAACAGAUUGUAUAUGUACUACAGUUGAGAACUUGUUAACGAUAUCAUUGAUUAUUAAUUCAGGUCAAAUUAUGACCUUGAAAGGUCAUGACAUGACCUUGUAUCAUCAGAGUAACCACAGCUUUAUGGAUCUUGUUACAUAUAUUGUUGAAUUCUCUGUACCUUACUUUCAACAAAAGAAAAACUGUUAAAAAAACAAUAAAAACAAAACAAAAAUCA
Messenger RNA from Saccostrea cuccullata (small rock oyster), 6106 nucleotides. RefSeq lists its product as uncharacterized. The record is from RefSeq and is a predicted model, not a curated record. Gene Ontology annotation, biological process: signal transduction. The transcript has 7 exons. NCBI's taxonomy places the organism in Eukaryota, Metazoa, Mollusca, Bivalvia, Ostreida, Ostreidae. Bases 1035 to 3089 code for a protein of 684 amino acids.